AUGGUCGUUCGUGAAUUCUUGCUUCUGAGCAUCAAGAAGAGCUCAGUCACAUUAUGCCCGCCUCCCCCCACUCCUCCGACUACUUAUUAUGCGUCGACAGCGGUGGCUGCAUCUCGCGGAGACGAUCACGGCGCCGCAAACGAGACUGAAAUCAUAGGUCGGGAGGUGGCUGGAAAAGGGCAAAUAUGUGGCGCUGAGUGGCAGCGGUGCUGGAUUCCGGCGGAGUUUGUGGCAUUUUCUGGCCAGGAGUUCUGGGCGUAG
This is a messenger RNA of Linum trigynum, 261 nucleotides long. Lineage: Eukaryota; Viridiplantae; Streptophyta; Magnoliopsida; Malpighiales; Linaceae. The record is from the annotation of a GenBank genome assembly.